Thelazia callipaeda (thelaziosis nematode) is the source of this 873-nucleotide messenger RNA. The record is from the annotation of a GenBank genome assembly. NCBI's taxonomy places the organism in Eukaryota, Metazoa, Nematoda, Chromadorea, Rhabditida, Thelaziidae.
AUGGACUGGACCUAUGUUUCAUUUGAUGAAGCAAGAAGUGUUUUACGUAAAUGGCGAGAGGAACAUGUUCGUAGAUCUCUGGAAACUGUGGAAUUAUGGGAACAUGUUUUAAGUCGACAAUCUCGUUCAUUAGGUGAUGAACUGUGGCUUGUUUACGAACAGGUUUGUAUAGCAGCACUGGACUCAUCCAGAACAGACGUUGUAAUGGAGUGUAUACGUGCUUUACAAGAAAAAUUUCCGCGAAGUAAUCGUGUUUUAAAAUUGCAAGCAAUGCGUCUCGAGGCUCUACAACGGUAUGAUAGUGCAGCUCAUCUUUAUGAACAGCUUAUUGAAUCUGAUCCAACUAAUAUGUCUUAUCGCAAGCGAAGGAUUGCAGUUUUUAAAGCUCAAGGAGAUCGGCAAGGAGCAAUUCGUGAACUAAAUGAAUAUUUGAAAACUUUUAUUUCUGAUACAGAAGCAUGGCUUGAGCUUUCUGAUUUAUAUUUACAAGAGGGUGAUCAUCCACAUGCAGCUCACAGCAUGGAAGAAGUUAUACUAUCUAAUCCACAUAAUAGUUUAUAUUUGCGACGGUUGGCAGAAAUACGUUAUACCCAAGGUGGUAUAGAAAAUAUUGAACUUGCAAAGUCAUAUUUUGAGCAUGCAUCUAGAACCAAUCCGUCAUGCUGUCGCUCAUUAUAUGGAAUCAUACUAUGCUCUUUAAAUUUGUCAGCGAGAAGCAGUGGUCAGAAAAAAAAGGAGCUGACGCACUGUGGACUAAUAGCCAUUGAAAAGCUGAUGAAUUAUUAUGAAGAACCUUCAGCAGUUGAAAAUAAUCCAAACAUCGCCAUGGAGUUGGAGAUGAUAUUAGAUCUAAAGACACAAUUGCAAAGCUAG